This is a messenger RNA of Rhizophagus irregularis DAOM 181602=DAOM 197198, 797 nucleotides long. The record is from RefSeq and is a predicted model, not a curated record. NCBI's taxonomy places the organism in Eukaryota, Fungi, Glomeromycota, Glomeromycetes, Glomerales, Glomeraceae.
UACUUCAACUUAUUUCUUUUUGACUUACAUUUGUUCACUCUUAUUAGCAAUAUCAUCGAAAUGGCACGGUCGUUCAAUUGUUUAUUUCUAAACCCUGAAAUUCUAAUUCCGGUUUCCUUUUUCAAUGAUAAUACUGAAAAGUUCACCAUUCUUCAACAAUAUGAUCAUAAACUAAAAGUCUACUUAAGCGAACUUACAGUUGUACUUCUCAAAAAUGAUAUUUGUAGUAAGGCAAAUGUUAAUUCCAACAAUAUGAAACUUUGGAAAGUUAAUGUUAAGAAAAGAGAAAUCAAAGAUAAAAAUGUUUCUACCGAAGAAGACAUUGUACAAAAACUUGGUGGAAAAGAAAUGGAACUUGAAGAACUGUUUGAAGAAUAUUUUAAAGAUGAAUUAAAUAAUCAAAAUUAUAUAGUGUCUAACAUCCACAUUAUUGCCAUCUCCGCUACUGAUAAAAAAUUGGGAGACAUUGACUAACUGAUUUCACUUCUUCCUCUUCCUUCACACAUAUUUGACUACAUCAUAUUCACUAGAGUGGAGCAUUGCUAUUUUUAAGCCAGAUAAAGCUCAUCCUUACUAUAAUGCCAUCCGAGAUCUCCAAAUUCCCUCAAAUCCCAAAUACAAACAAAGACCUUUACUCCUCAUGAAUGAUCUUCCUACAAUAAAUGGAAAUGAUGGGCUAACCGACACUACUGUUUUAGAAGACCUUUCACAGAUAAAAGAGAUCAUGAUAGUCAUGGGGACUUCUGGCUCUGGGAAGACAAGGACAUACAGGUCUUGUAAAGGAGAAUCCGGGUUCG